CAAGAGAAGGGUGACAUGGAGCCUCUUGGGCUGCUCAUCUUGCUCUUUGUCACAGAGCUGUCCCGAGCCCACAACACCACGGUGUUCCAGGGCACGGCAGGCCGGUCCCUGAGGGUCUCCUGCCCCUACAACUUCUUGAAGCACUGGGGGAGACGCAAAGCCUGGUGCCGCCAGCUGGGUGAAGAGGGCCUGUGCCAGCAGGUGGUCAGCACUCACCCCUCGUGGCUGCUGUCCUUCCUGAAGAGGCGCAAUGGGAGCACGGCCAUCAUGGACGAUGCCCUGGGUGGCACACUCACCAUUACGCUGCGGAAUCUUCAAGCCCACGACGCUGGCCUCUAUCAGUGCCAGAGUCUCCAUGGUAGCGAGGCCGACACCCUCAGGAAGGUCCUGGUGGAGGUGCUGGCUGACCCCCUUGAUUACCAGGACCCUGGAGAUCUCUGGAUCCCUGAGGAGUCCAAGAGCUUUGAGGAUGCCCACGUGGAGCACAGCAUCUCCAGGAACCUUUCUGAUGAGGAGAGCCCCUUCCCACCCAUUUCCAUCCUUUUCCUCCUGGCCUGCAUCUUUCUCAGCAAGCUUCUAGCAGCCAGCGCUCUCUGGGCUGCAGCCUGGCAUGGGCAGAAACGGAGGACACCCCAUGCCAGUGGGCUGGACUGUGGCCAUGACCCAGGUUACCAGCUCCAAACCGUGACAGAGCUGAGAGACACGUGAGAGGAGGACCCACGGUGGAGGA
Messenger RNA from Eubalaena glacialis (North Atlantic right whale), 730 nucleotides. It is a transcript of the gene TREM2, whose product is annotated as triggering receptor expressed on myeloid cells 2. The transcript has 5 exons. Gene Ontology annotation, cellular component: cell surface. Bases 16 to 708 code for a protein of 230 amino acids. The record is from RefSeq and is a predicted model, not a curated record. Lineage: Eukaryota; Metazoa; Chordata; Mammalia; Artiodactyla; Balaenidae. Gene Ontology annotation, molecular function: signaling receptor activity.